CUCGACUCCAAGCGGAGGAAGGAAAAAAAAAACAGAUCUGGAGUUUCAGCCUCUCUCAUUCAUUCUUCGCACCUCUCUUUCCCAUCCAACUCUGUCUUCCCCGCUUCACCCCACCUUGCGGACAAAAUUCUACGUGUUAAAAGCCUGGAGGCAUCGACGAGGGAAAAAAGGAAAGACGACGAUAACAACGACGGUCAUAAAUACUGAGGGUAGCCUCUCUCGUCGAGGUAUCCAGCUUUUCAUCUUCAGACAUUCUAACAGAGCAUCCCGGUCCUACCUUUUGCUCUCUCCCCUCCACAAUUUCUAUGGCCGCGAAAGUGCCAGUGCCAAAUUCAUGGGAUGAUGAAUGGGAGAAUCAACCGACCAAGUUACCUAUGACAAAUAACCCAUCAACAGUUGUGACCGGAAUCCUCCGGUCCGAUGCAGUGGAAUUCGCCCCGACUCAACCCCUCUACAUCCCCGCUUCCUCACAGCCAAAAACGUUCUUUAAACCGGACCUGAAAAUCCUCAAGCGCGCAUCUUCACCAAACUCUUCUACCGCGAUGGCCGAUGCGCCGAAAGUAUUGAUGGAGAAACCCCGAUCGCAAGAGCAAGAGACAGAGCAAGAACGUAGGGAACGGGAGCUCAAGGAGCGGGAGCGCCGGUAUCAGGAGACCCGCGAUAAGAUCUUUGCUUCACCAGCGCCUGUAGCAAAGCCCAGGCGUAGAUUCCCGUCUCCCUCCAGGACUGCGCCUGCCAGGAAUGCGCCGGCACCGACGAGUAGAGGUAAUCGGAAAUCGAAUAAAACCGGGGGAAAAGGUGGAGAUGGGGGAGGUGGGGCUAUCACCUCACUCUCCCUUAACGGCGGAGAUUUUACCAUGGCGCCUCCACCACCGAAAAUUUGGGAGAUUGACGAGAAGAUGCUGGAGUCACAGUUGGCGAUCAUGAGUGAGUCUAUGGCUGCGGCAGCUACUAUGGUUAAAGAUGGGGAGGGGGUGGAGGAACGCCUUUUUGAAUGGGAUUCUUUCGAGAGGGGUGGUUGGCGUCCAUGCGAUGAUCCAUCCGUGGUUCCCCAGUACAAUAAUAAUCAGGGACCAACUCCUCCACCACCGGCGGUCCUGGCACAGGAUAAACGCCCAGGCGUACUCCGCGCGCCUAGAGGGCCGGAUACGGAUGGUGGAAAGGGAUUUAAAGGAAGAGGACGAGCUCGGGAUGUUAAAGAGUUUGUUCCAGGAAAUACUUGGGGACAAUGAAAAACUGCAGUUUUCUUUCCUUUCUUUUUUCUUUUCCUCUUGAUUAUCUUAAUGUGGGCCCUUUCCUUUCCUUCCAAUUGAUUUAAAUUUUCUUUUCCUUCCUCUUAUGGGUGCUUUCUUUGUAUCUCCUCUAUCUCCUGGAUCUUACCUCUUUUUUUUCC
Messenger RNA from Tuber melanosporum (Perigord truffle), 1393 nucleotides. RefSeq lists its product as uncharacterized. Lineage: Eukaryota; Fungi; Ascomycota; Pezizomycetes; Pezizales; Tuberaceae. The transcript has 2 exons. The record is from RefSeq and is a predicted model, not a curated record. The coding region runs from base 306 to 1232 and encodes 308 amino acids.